Arachis stenosperma is the source of this 3140-nucleotide messenger RNA. RefSeq lists its product as uncharacterized. Gene Ontology annotation, cellular component: nucleus. The record is from RefSeq and is a predicted model, not a curated record. Lineage: Eukaryota; Viridiplantae; Streptophyta; Magnoliopsida; Fabales; Fabaceae. Bases 55 to 2712 code for a protein of 885 amino acids. Gene Ontology annotation, molecular function: mRNA binding. The transcript has 11 exons.
UUAGUUCUUACUCAGUAGAAUAGAAAACACCGAUCAAUUGAGUUAUUUAUCGUCAUGAGGACCCGAAAUGCCGAUUCCUCUUCCAAAUCCACAACCCCAAAGAAGGCACCGCCGGCUAGAAAAGCCGCCGCAAAAUCCGCCGGAGAAUCCCCUGCAGCAAAGCGCAAUUCCACCGUCAAAACGAGGCAGAUCAAGAAGAAGGAGGCCUCUCCCGCUUCCAACUCGAUUCCCGAUCCCAAUCCCGAUGAGCCAAAUUCAGAUGAGGUUGUUACCACUACACCGUGUUCAAAGAGGAGGCCAGGGAGACCAAGAACUAAAGCAGUUGCCACACCUAAGCUGGAGGAAGAACUGAAGGCAGUGGCUGAUGAAACUCUAGUUGUGGAUAACUCUGGGGAUGUGGAGGAAGCGGAAAAGCCUCAAAAUGUUGAAGUUGUCGAUGCUGAUAAUAUCGAUCAUGAGAAAGAGGAGCACCAGGAACAAGUUGUUGAAUGUGUUGGACAAUCUGAAGAGAAGGAACAAAAGUCUAUGGAAGUGGAUGAAACUGUGAACGGAAACAAUGCAGUGGAGGCUGAAGCGACUGCUUCUCAGGAUGCCACUAUGUCUUCCAUACAACCUGAGCGAACUCUUGUGGACCUAAAUAUAUCGGUGAAUGAAGAUGAUUCUAUGUGUCAAAAGGAGGGAGAGAAAGAAGACGAAGAGUUGAAUGAAAGGGACGGUCAGGAAGAGUUGAAGGAUCAGGAACAAGAGAAAGGAGAUGUAGAGUUGAAAGAACAAGAGGGAGAGAAAGGAGGGGAGGAGCUGAAGGAACAGGAGGCAGUGAAUGUAAAGGAAGAACUGAAAGAAGAGGAUGGAGAUAAAGGAAAGGAAGAAGUCAAAGAUGAGGAAGGAGAAACAGCAAAGGAAGAAACAAAGGAAGAGGAAACAAACAUUACUGGACACAAAGAAUGUUCUAAUACUGAUAGUGCAGUAAUGAAAGACCAGUCGAAGGAAGAUUUUAAUACUAGAAUAGUUGGUGAUGAAGUGACAGAGAGCAGUGAAAGGCUGGAUUUUGAAGAACAUGGUGGGGAGGAUAUUGAGGAAGAUCCUGAGGAAGGUCCAUGGGAACCUCCUGAAGAAAAUGAGGCGCUCCAAGAGGAGCAUAGGGAAUUGGAGGCCAUUGCAAACCAGCGAAAGAGUAACAAAGAACAUGAGAUAUUUGUUGGAGGGCUUGACCGUGAUGCUACAGAGGAAGAUCUGAGAAAAGUUUUUAAGAGGAUUGGGGAGGUAGUUGGUGUCAGGUUGCAUAAGAAUUCAUCAACAAAUAAAAAUAAGGGCUAUGCAUUUGUGAGGUUUGCUAAUAAGGAACAUGCUAAGAGAGCAUUGUCAGAAAUGAAGAACCCAGUUAUACGUGGUAAAAGAUGUGGGACUGCACCCAGUGAGGAUAACAACACAUUAUUCUUGGGAAAUAUUUGCAAUACGUGGACGAAAGAAGCUAUUAAACAGAAGUUGAAGGAUUAUGGUAUUGAUGGGGUUGAAAACAUUACACUUGUGCUAGAUGCUAAAUGUGAAGGAUUGAGCCGUGGCUUUGCAUUCCUUGAGUUUUCUAGUCAUGGUGAUGCAAUGCUUGCGUACAAGAGGCUUCAAAAGCCUGACGCGAUCUUUGGGCAUCCUGAGAGAAGUGCCAAGGUAGCCUUUGCUGAGCCUAUGCGUGAACCAGACCCAGAGAUAAUGGCACAGGUUAAAUCUGUGUUUAUUAAUGGUCUUCCUCCUCACUGGGAAGAAGAUCACAUCAGGGAGAUGCUUAAAUCUUAUGGUGAAAUUGUAAGAAUUGUACUGGCAAGGAAUAUAUCUACAGCCAAGAGGAAGGAUUAUGGAUUUGUUGAUUUCUCAACACAUGAAGCUGCUGCUGCAUGUGUUGAAGCUGUAAAUAAGUCUGAAUUGGGUGAUGGGGCAUCAAAGAUAAAAGUGAGAGCUAGGCUAUCAAAUCCGGUGCCUAAAACACAAGCUGUAAAAGGUGGCAUUUGUGGUGGGUUCCGAAUAGGUCAUGGAAGGAGUGGAGCCUUUGCAAGAUCUGGAAGGGGUUAUGGACGGGGAAGGCAGCCCUUCAACAGCUGGGGAAAUAUUAACAGGGGUAGGGGUGUCUAUCAUGGUGGACCCAGGCAAAUAGGGAGAAUGGAUUUCCGGGAUGACCUUGACUUUAAUAUGUAUCCAGAUUACCAUCAUAGGCAAUUUGGUCCUGAAGGAGCUAUGAGGGGUGGACAUUACCCAAGUAACAGAGGUGCUGCAUUUGCUGGUCCUGGUCCACCUAGACCUUAUCAUGAUAGAGCAUGGGGUAACAUCCCUGCAGAAGGCCCGAGUGAGCCUUUUCCUUUAAGGAGGCCAUAUUCCCCAGGCGGACAGUUCAACAGGCCAUUUUCACCGGGUGGACAGUUCAACAGGCCAUUUAUGGGAAGGCAUUUUGAUGAUCCGUAUUUUUAUGAUGACAAUGUGCAUGGGAUGAAACGCCCAUUUUAUAUGACUGACCCUGAACCUGAUUAUAUGGGAGCUAAUAGACUUCGCCCACGAUUGGAUUAUGCAGAUCCAUCUUUAUUUCACGAAAACCGUCACAAUGAUUCUUAUGGAGCUGGCAGCAGACAGUACCCUCCUGAUUAUUAUGGUUCUGAUUAUGGUAGAGGGCCAUAUUCGUCUUUUUAUGGAGGUGAUAGCUCACACGGGCAUGGAUACUACUAUUAGUAUGAAGAACCAUUGGUGGAUCUUGAUUGUGAGAUGGACAUCUUCAACUCUGAGGAUGCAGCUUGAGCAUACAAUUUUGAAGUUGCAUAUUUAUUUAGUUCUGCUUUUAUUAAUUGGUUCCCUUUAUAUCUAUCUAUAUAUCUAUAUAUGUAUAUAUAUCGUUACCUGAUAGGUGGCAUAGACUAAGUGAUUUAACGUGUCUGGGGUAGGUUAAAUCUCAAAUCUUGGAAUAAGGAUUGGUAUGGUUGUGUGGACUGGACUAGAUAUCCAUAGUUUACAAAGGUAUGAUGACAUUGAGGAUGCAUUUGAGGAUUCCUUGUUGAGUGACCAACAUAUUAUGAUUCAUCAAGUUGAUUGUAACACAAAAUAUUCCUUAUAGGAGUAUGGGAUACAAAAUAUUUCAGGUGAUGGAUUUAUCAUUUUAUAAA